This is a messenger RNA of Nicrophorus vespilloides, 4887 nucleotides long. Its product is annotated as BAI1-associated protein 3. The transcript has 11 exons. Lineage: Eukaryota; Metazoa; Arthropoda; Insecta; Coleoptera; Silphidae. Bases 462 to 4250 code for a protein of 1262 amino acids. The record is from RefSeq and is a predicted model, not a curated record.
GGAGACGGUGGAGGCGGUGAUGCCACGGUGCCCCUUUAUUCAUCCCGCGCCCACCCUCAUAAAUAUACUACAUCACAAACACACGCACGCACACAUCCGCACUCUCCUCCCGUGCACAUCUAUAAAAGCCAAUUAUGUGAGCGGCGAGAGCUGAGUUUCGCGCACGCAAUAACAACAACAACAACAGUAGAAGCAGUAGCAGCAGAGACCAGCAGUCAGCAGCAUCUGCAUCUGUGGCAGAAACAUAAACAGAAGGAGAGAGCAGCAGCUCGAUUCAAGAAAAAGCAGCAGCAACAAUCAACUGGAGUCGCGUUUUGUGAAGCAACAGACUGGUUGGAGCGUUCACAUAAAUCAGAGCCUCCUCUACCCAUACGCAUCCGCUCUUGCGGGAGUCUCAGAAUUGGUGGCACCGCCGGGACAUGUUUUAGAAAAGAACAAGCUCCUCUGAAAACGAAAUAAAGAUGAGUUUCUUUAGUUCGCUGCAGGAAUAUGUGAGUAAUAGCGUAGCAGGACUAAGCCUUAGCCCAAAAAGAUUUUCUUUGAGCAGGCAAGAGCCGGAUACCGGAGCCACGACGCCAUCCUCAGUAAGAAGCGCUUCAGGUGACAGCAACACACCGGGAUUCCCGAAGGUCUUGCCUGCACCAGGUGCCAGCGCUUUGGUGCAGAACCGUCGACGAACCCUCGAGUGUUUAGCGCCAGCUCCGCCGAUUCGCAGAGCCGGUUCUUUUCGUCAACGCACUCCGAAGACAACACCGGACAGAAGCACUCAAUCCUUCUGCUGUAGACGACAAUCCUGGCCUGAAGUUGAUCAGCAAAUCAAUUCUGGCGUGCAAGAAAUUGAUGGAUCGUACUUUGAAAGUUUUACGGCUCUGGCUUGGAAGCAGGAGAACCGAAGACAGAGUCUGCUAAAAGAUAAUGAGAAUUCCGUACCGGAGCCAACGAAGGAAAGUAACUUGGGCAUAGUUCCCAUGGAUUUCAGUUUAUCGCAGAGCGAAAAGGAAAAACUGUACAUUGAGAUGCUGUACACUAUCGCAAAUGCAGUCGGCGCUCCAGCUCCUGGAGGACAAUACGGUCAUUUCAAAGAGGAUCUGUAUCUUUACGGGCAAAGGGCUUUUACCAUUCCACCUGAUCGUCACUACAGAAUGCUGCAUUUGGCAGGGGAGGAAAAACCCCCAAUCGUUGUGCUGAGCGUGGUCAUAAUGGAAGCGGAAGGUUUGGAAGCUAAAGACGCUAACGGAUUCAGCGAUCCUUAUUGCAUGUUGGGAAUUCAACCCGUCGAUGCGCCUUCUUCUCCACAACCACAGCAGCAAUCAUUACCUCCUAGCAUGCCGGGAAGAACUCUCUCAGACGGCUGCUCAGAUGGAGGAUCCCCGCAGAUGCUUGGUAAUCAUGAGAAGCUAAGGAAACAUCAUAGCUUUAAACUGAGCUUCAAGAGAAAAGACGGAAGAAUGCGCGAACAGCGCGAUUCCAUCGGGUCCGCUCUUCCGGCAAAAUUCAUAAGGGCAACAUCCGUGAAACCGCACACCCUAAAUCCCCGUUGGAACGAAAAAUUUAGAUUCGACAUAGACGACAUCAACAGUGAUUCAUUGCAUUUGGAUAUUUGGGACCACGACGAUGAAAGCUCGGUACUCGAGGCCGUUAGUAAAUUAAACGAAGUUCGAGGAGUGCGAGGACUGGGGAGAUUCUUCAAACAAGUUUGCCAAUCAGCGCGACAAAGCUCUCAAGACGACUUCUUGGGAUGCGUAACAAUCCCACUUCAAGAUAUCCCAUCGACGGGUUUAGAAGGUUGGUUCAAACUGGAGGCGCGUUCUCAACGGAGCUCCGUGCAGGGGCGGAUCCGCUUGAAGAUGUGGUUGUCGACUAGGGAAGACAGAGGGAUUUCUGAAGAGGAUAAUUGGACGGAACUCAUGCAGCAUGAGAAUUUGUAUGCCACGUUUAUUGAUUACGAGCUGAGGAACUGGCAUAAGGAGCCGUGGACAUGGAGCGGGGAUCUGCCAGGACCAGCACUGACUAUCCUUCAUCAGCACGCUGUUCAGGGGGAUCUAUCUAAUCUACAAACGGCCAUCGCGAGAUUCGUCGCCGCAUCGAGGGUUUAUCUGAAGACAUCCCUGGAUCCGAAAUGGAUGCUGCAGCUGUUAACCGACGUGGAAUUGGCCUGGUCCAGCUCCAGCUUAACUAGAGAGGAGGAAAUGUGGCUAGCAGAAGCGUUCACUUCCAUCCUAGAAAGAUGGCUUCAUCAAUUAAGGCACCACAGGCAGCUGUUUCCUGCCCUUCAUACGGCCUCCUUAACGCGAUUGGAAUUCGUACUGCGGUGCUUGGCAAACCUAACUAAUAUGAAAGCGUUUUGGAAAUGCUGUCCAUUUAACAAGGAAAUUCGCGGAGAGAUCGUAGCAGCCAUCCGCAAGGGGACUCCGGAAUGGUUUGGAAAUCUGAAAAGCAGCAUCGUUAAGGUGGAUGAAUAUGAUAAUGCAUUCGUCGAGUUCUGCGCCGAAGUUUACGUCCACUUGGAACACGGCCUCUCGCAUUACCAUCCACUCUUCGAAGGCACAAAUGGUAUUCCGUAUUUCAGCGUUGUAUUCAAGCAAUUAGAUAAACUGUUGGCGGAUGAGGUUAUCGCUUUCUUGGAUCAAGGGGACCACAUCAGCGUGACGUACACCCGUUUGAUUUUUGCGGUGUAUAUGGAGGUCAAAGAUCUUGGAUCUUUCAAUCAGCAUCUGCCAUCCGGUGGUGACCACAAGCUGCUUCUACCGAAGUGCUACGAAUGGUUUGAACCAUCGGUCAGCUGUUGGUUGAAUGUGUGCAAAGGAAAAGCCUUGCAAAGAGUACGAGCCUCUGUCGAACUUCAAAGGCCGUGCGUCGGGGAGAAAUUCGUAAAGCACAGUACAUCUGCGGUCGACGUGGUCGCAAUGUUCUGUCAAUUAAGGGAUUUCUGGCGAUUGCUUCAAUGGCCUAAGGCGCAUUCCAUCCCACUUCUAUCCCAACUUCUAGAUUGCAUUUGUUCCGCUUCCCUUCUUUACGUGGACAUGAUUUACAGAACACUGGUGGAGAACGCGUAUUUCGAAAGGCUCGGACCGUUCAAACUGUCCGACGAAAUGUGCAUUUCCGUUAACAAUAUCGAAUACGUUUUCAAAUUCAUUUCCUUGCUUGAAAAUUACUUUGAUUUCAUCACGUUGGAAUCUCUGGCGCCGGAAACGCAAUCGGCCACUCUGACGAAUCAAUUGGAAAGCACUUUGAGCCAAUUGCAGUUACGCGUGAUGGACAUUCUGCAGAGAAUUGGUCCGCAAAUGCAGGAAGCGUUGCGAAAGGCCAUGUUCCAUCUGGCUUGGUCACCGGACACGCUCCCCACUAAUCAAGCGGUGGAGCCACUCUUCGAUUAUCUUCACAGCAAUUUGGUCAGCUUGAAUGUGUCGCUAUUGCCGCAGAACUUCCAACGAGUUCUUUACGAGGUGUGGGAAUACACUUUGGGCGAAUUGAAUCGGCAAAUGGAUGGUGGAGCAAAUGGAGAGGAGAUGCCUGCAAUGUUCCACGAACGUCUGCAUGCCGCUCUGGAGCUGAUGGUAGAGUUCUUCUACGCAGAUGGUCAAGGUUUGGCCAUGGAAUCGUUACAUUCUGAAGGCUUCUAUCACGUCGAGCAGAGGCUUCAGUACCACCGUACCGACACCGAUUCUUUGAUUGAGAUUUUCUACAACCAAAGGCUCCAAGAACAAUUGAGCACGAUCAACGGGCAGUACGGUGCAUUGGCGGUUCGAGCCUACUUCAACCACGAUUCCCUUUGUGUCGAGGUUUUGCAUGCACGGGAUAUAAUACCAUUGGAUCCUAAUGGCUUCAGCGAUCCGUUCGUCAUAAUCGAAUUAUUACCGUUCCGCGUGUUUCCGCACUGCAACGAACAACAAACGAACGUCCACAAGAAGACCCUUCAUCCGAUUUUUGAUGAAUGCUUUGAAUUCAGCGUUACGCUGGAACAAUGCAGAUCCACUGGCGCAAUGAUUGCGUUCACCGUCAUGGAUCACGAUGUCUUAACGGCUAACGACUUUGCCGGAGAGGCUUUCCUCGCUCUUGGUAACAUUCCAGGUGUCGCAGAUACUGGUCUAGGUGUCGACAAUUUCCAUGGCCUCAAACCAGUUGAUCUCAUCUUAAUGCAACAGCAUCAAAAGAAUCAACCGAUUCUGCAGAUCCUAGAAUCGAGAGCAACUGAUCGAUUGGCCAUGGAAUUCGUCCGUAAGCAAAGGUUGCGUUUUGCCAAAUACUGAAUCAACCAAAAAGGUCAUUUUAGGUGUCAUUUACCACUUUCUUCAAACAAAUCUGUAUACAUAUAUACAUACUAACUUUUCUAUGGGAAAAAUUAGAUUUUUCGAUGUUAUACUACAUAUAUAUAUAUAUAAUAUCAUAAAUUAGACCAAUCCAUUGCAAUUCCAUGCAAAUUUUGACGCGUUCUUGUUUAUUACAUUCCUUAACAACGCUCAGUAGACAAUCCCAUGCAAGAACAACAAAAAAAAACAACAACAUAAUAAUAAUUUAUCGAAAUAUUGAAAAUAAUUUUCAUUUGGAUUGGUCCGAUUUGUUUCAAACAUAACUUAGAUAGAUUUAAUGAACAGAAAUAUUGAUGUUGCCCCCCGUCCCUGCUUGCCUAAAAAAGGAUUCUCACUAACUAUUUGUCUUUUUAACACACACAAUAGGAACUUAUCCACUAUUGAAAACUAUCUACUAUAACAAAACAUAUCUUAUUACCCAAACAACAAAAAGCGUAGAGUGUUUUCAAAUUCCUUUCAACACACUUUAAAAAAAACAAACAACAAAAAAAAACUAUUUAUUACAAAUAUAAAGCGUUUUGUAACAAUCAAACCAUUAAUUUGCAAUUAAACGGAAGUCAAUAAUUUAAUUUAAUAA